AUGCAUGAAUUGGAUAAUGAUUCAUGUAGCAAUCUUAUAAUGGCGAAAGGAAUUUUGAUGCACUAUUGGGGGCUUAUUUCCAAUCGUAUCGUGGAGGUGCCGACGCAAAUUUCCGACCUCUGUUGGGAACGUCGUCCGUACCACGUGGUCAUUAGGUUACAAUGUUGCUACUUUAACAGAGUCCUGAAUCUUCAGAGAUCACAGACCUUCACAGAUGGGUGGUGA
Brugia malayi is the source of this 225-nucleotide messenger RNA. RefSeq lists its product as uncharacterized. Lineage: Eukaryota; Metazoa; Nematoda; Chromadorea; Rhabditida; Onchocercidae. Bases 1 to 225 code for a protein of 74 amino acids. The transcript is spliced from 3 exons. The record is from RefSeq and is a predicted model, not a curated record.